Messenger RNA from Arctia plantaginis, 1698 nucleotides. NCBI's taxonomy places the organism in Eukaryota, Metazoa, Arthropoda, Insecta, Lepidoptera, Erebidae. The record is from the annotation of a GenBank genome assembly.
AUGGUUGACGUAGUGUUUGGACCAUGGGACUAUGCCAUUAUGGCGGCAACUAUGGUUGCGUCGAUGGUUAUCGGACUGUAUUUCCGCUUCACUGGCGGCAAACAAAAAACAAAUGAGGAAUACCUAUUGGCAGACCGUAACAUGUCCAUAUUCCCUGUGGCAGUGUCUCUAAUGGCCUCAUUCAUGUCAGCCAUAACAUUACUAGGUGUGACGGCCGAAAACUAUUACUACGGCAUGCAGUUUGUCGUCAUCAACAUAUCUUAUGGCAUAGCAACACCUAUUGCUAGCCGAUUGUACUUACCAGUCUUUUUUGGACUCCAGAAAACCAGUACUUAUGAAUAUUUAGAGCUUAGAUUUGGACCUCAGAUAAGAAUGCUGGCCUCUUUGACUUACACUUUACAGAUGGUGUUAUACAAUGGUAUAGUUUUGUACGCUCCAGCUAUUGUACUUGAAACUGUCACAGGAUUUAACAGACUGAUCUCAAUAUUAGUAGUAGGAAUAGCAUGUACUAUUUACUCGACCUUGGGAGGAAUGAAGGCGGUGUUGUUUACUGAUCUUCUGCAGUCGGCUUUGAUGUAUGGCGCCGUGCUCAGUGUGUUGGUGUUCAGUGCCAUGCAAGUUGGCGGUCUGGGGCAAAUUUUCGUUAUUGCCAAAGAAGGGGGGAGGUUGGACUUUUCUAAUUUCAGCGUAGAUCCAACGGAAAGGCAUACGUGGUGGUCUCUGAUCCUAGGAGGUGCAAUUGUAUAUUUGUCCUUGUACGGUGUCAAUCAUACGCAAGUUCAACGUCUGCAAACAGUGAGCACCCUAGAUCGAUCGCAGAAAUGUUUAUGGUGGAGCUGGCCAGUUCUCUCCCUCUUAAGUAUUACAACAUGCAUAAGCGGUCUUGGCAUGUACGCAGUAUAUAGAGACUGCGAUCCGUGGGCCGCACAAAAAAUUGGUGCUAUAGACCAUUUGAUGCCGUACUACGUAGUGGACGCUAUGACAAAUGUUCCUGGUCUCGCGGGACUCUUCGUCGCGGGGAUAUUCAGUGCAUCACUCUCUACGAUAUCGGCUGCUUGCAACGCUCUUGCAGCAGUGACAUUGCACGAUUAUAUCGGCAGAUGGUGCAAAGUACCGCCGUCAUAUGUACCUUGGAUGACGAAAGUAGCUGCUUUCGCUUUUGGACUGCUGUUCUUGGGGCUGGCGUUCCUCGCGCAAUAUUUGGGCGGUGUCCUCCAGGCGGCACUCACAAUAUUCGGUGCUGUUGGAGGACCAUUGUUAGGGGUGUUCACUCUUGGCAUGUUCACUACGUACGCCAAUGAAAGAGGUGUAUCAAUCGCGUUAGUGAGUGGGAUGGCAAUAACGUUAUGGUUCAGUUUCGGCAGCCCGCGCCCUCCUGUGGUGAAGCUGCCUCUCAGUGUGGAAGGUUGCGCGGCGAACGUCACACAGCAAAUUGUUUCACCACAUUCAACUGACUACUUCUAUCCGUACCGAAUUUCAUACAUGUGGACGAGUUUGAUAGGAUUCGUGUGGGUGCUGGCCGUGGGGAGUAUAAUCUCGUUGCUAUGGCGUCAGAUGCAGCCGUGGGAGCGUGCAGGACAGUCGCAUCCCGACCCUGCAUUAUUUACACCGCCUCUAGCUCGCAGGCUGAGAGCCAAGUUCGAGGAGAAGGCUGACGUUCAGUGUAAACUCUUGAAAUCGAACGGCGUUCAAGAAUAA